Molecule: messenger RNA, 1119 nt
Organism: Dunckerocampus dactyliophorus (ringed pipefish)
Lineage: Eukaryota; Metazoa; Chordata; Actinopteri; Syngnathiformes; Syngnathidae
Product: putative claudin-24
Exons: 1
Coding region: 32-682 (216 amino acids)
Biological process (GO): cell adhesion; bicellular tight junction assembly
Cellular component (GO): bicellular tight junction; plasma membrane
Molecular function (GO): structural molecule activity
Source: RefSeq, a predicted model, not a curated record
UCUUAGCGAGCGAGUGGCUCUUGGUGGAGCGAUGGAGCAGUGUGCUCGCGCCCUUGAGCUGCUGGGCAUGCUGGUCUAUGCGGGGGCCUGGCUGUGCGUUCUGGGGACCACUAUAUCGCCGCAGUGGCUGAGCAUGUCCACAGCUCUGCUGCCGUUGGAGAGAUACGAGCUGGGCCUGUGGGGGACGUGCGUGGUUCAGGAUGUGGGCGGCAUGGAGUGCCGGCCCUACGACAGCCUACUGGGCCUCUCCUGGGACCUCAAGCUGGCCCGCGUCCUCACGUGCACCUCCCUGGCCGUGGGUGUGCUGGGCUUCCUGGUGGCCAUACCAGGACUCUCCCUGGUCAACAGCUGCGAGGAGGACGGCAGGACCAAGAGGAUUUUGACCAUCACGGGGGCAUUUCUGGGGAUUCUGUCUGGGGUGCUCUGUUGGAUCCCCGUCUCCUACGUGGCCCGCCUGGCCGUGGUCCGCUUCUUUGACGACACGGUGCCCGACGUGGUGCCGCGCUGGGAGUUUGGGGACGCCCUGUUCUGCGGCUGGGUGGGAGGCUUUCUCCUCAUCAUGGCCGCCCUCGUCCUGCUGAGCUCUUCUUGCCAAAGGUGCCGGGCGGAGCCGCCUCGGCCCGCCCUGCAGAGGAGGAACCAAGUGAUGAGCACCAUGCUUGCCAGGUCCGAGUACGUUUGAAGAAAACUCAAUCUAGCUUUAAAAAAACAUUUCAAUCAACCAAAUCAAGUUCAAGACAGCAGCUUUUUGAAUGAUUUUUCAUUUAAAUGACACAUUUUAGAGGCUCUAUUGUACAUUUUGUUAGAUGGCAAUUGAAUAUUUAAAGGGAUCACUAUAUCAGAUAUUAUCACCUUGGAAACACACUACACACGUUUCAGGAUUUGUAAAUAGACGCAACGAAUGUUUUGUCAGCUGCUUUGAAGAAAUGUUUUAUCGCGCUUUGAUAUUUUGUAUUUCAUUCCUUUUCCAUGCUAGCAAAAAAUGCUGUGAUAGCAAGCCAUCCUGACAUGAGAUUUAUAUGAUCAUAAAGAUUCAAAGCCACACACAAGGCUCAAUUGUUUUGCUUCAAACUUUACUUUUUACCACAAUUAUUGGGUAAUAAUUGUCAUUUAAAAAUG